CUCCAAAAUGGCCACCGCACUGAUCUUUGUAGGCCCAAACAGGCCUGAAAAUUAGCCCGAGACAGGCUGCAGCAGUGAUCUAAGAGGCUGGUGGGGGGGAGGGGAAACCCUUGCAGAAACCCCAGAAGAAACCACCCCCAUGGCCCUUAGGAAGCCCCCCGAAGGGACUACAGGGCUGCCUGCCUGCAGUGGAGCUGAGCCGAGCCGAGCCAAGCCGGGGAAGGCCCUCUGCACACGCUGGAAAGUCAGAACGACUCCCCGACGCCAAGAAGUUUAGAGCGCGCGGCGGCGGAUCCGCCUCCUGGACCGGGAGCGGACCACGAUGUUGUAUGUAUGUUACCUGACUUCAAGGCCAUGGCACAAUCAAUGAAUGGGUGUUUCAAAAGUAGGUUGGCCGCACUUGAGGGGGGGCUAAGCCCUGCCGGACCGGGCCCUGCUACACCAGCGUUACCGCCUCCUGCAUCUGAGGUCCCAGCGCUGGAGCAGCCUUCACCAUUGCUACCUCCGCCUGCAGCACCGGCUGGCCAGCUGCCAACGGAUCCGGCUAUUCCUUUGCCCCCGGGUGAGCCAGUUGCACCUACACCACCUGGCGGCACCGGCCAGUGGCCUUCCUUUCCCUGGCCGAUGCCUGCCAUGGGUGGAUGGGGCCCAGCUUCCUACUGGCCCCCAUAUACACAAUCUUGGGGUGUGGGUUCCCCGCUGGUUUUUCCCAGGGUUAUGUCAGGCUUACAAGGUGCUGCGGAGCAGGUUUGGUCAGGUAAUUGGCCUCCCGGUGGGUCGCUCCCGCCCCCAGGGGUGGCUCCUGCUUCAGUUACCACUAUGGGGUCCCAACCAGGUUUUUACCCAAUGGGUAUUGUGCCGUCUCCACAACAUGCGCCCUAUGGGGGUAUGGGGCUCCCGCUAGGCGAUCACUUGCUCCCUUCUACGAAGGAAAAAAUUCUGAAGGGGGAAUAUGUAGACAUAUUUAGUUUAUUGUUUAGGGAACCCGAGGUUAAGCACAAGGAGGGGGAAUCCUGUAAGGAGCAUGAAGCCACCAAGAGGAAACCAGUUGAGAAAACUUGGAACAACUGGCUUUCCGGCUUCACGAUUUAUAUGGGGGUUAUUGUUCAGGCCCAACCUGCAAGGGGUCCUGCCCUUCUUAAAUACAUGGACAUUAUUCACAGGGCGGUCUCCGACUUUUCCGGAUCUUCCUGGGUGCGAUAUGAUGAGAGUUUUAGAAUGCGGGCAGCUUUGGAUCCCACCUUACCCUGGGAUGCUCCUUUGCAGGAGCUAUGGCUGGUUACUAUGUCUCCAGCCCGGCCGAUAGAGGGAGACAGGUCGGACAGUGGGCAUUUGCUUUCUAAACCGUCCGGGGUUCCACCUGCGGGGGGUACGGGGCAACAGUGGGUUCAACCCCACCUUGUUUGCUGGGAAUUCAACACCAAUGGCAGGUGCUCCCGUUCCCCCUGUCGGUUUAAACAUGCCUGUGGUGUCUGCGGGGCACGUCACCCAAGUUCCUCCUGUCCUAGGGCCAAGUUCGGGGGCUCCGGGGGUAAGUUUAGACAAGGGAACAACAAAAAGGGUGCCCCUCCCCCACCCCCUUCGAAUAAAGGGUCCUAGCCCUGUCAGGUUAAGGGUGCUGCAACGGUUGUUGUUGGAUUAUCCAGACCGUUCAGCGGCUUUGUAUUUGUUGAGUGGCUUCCGGGAUGGGUUUUGGAUUCCCUCUUCGGCGCGUAGGGGUUUAAGUAAUUCCCGCAACCUAAGAUCGGUGGUGGGCAAGGAGGAGAUUGUACUUAGGAAGAUUAGAAAGGAAGUGGCCACGGGCCGGGUGAUGGGGCCUUUUGCUAGCCCCCCCUUCCCGGGCCUUAGGGUUUCGCCAUUAGGGGUGGUUCCUAAAAAGGUCCCUGGUGAAUUCAGGUUGAUUCAUCAUCUUUCCCAUCCCAGGGGGUCAUCGGUAAAUGAUGGCAUCCCUGAUAGCCUAUGUUCUGUACGUUACACCUCAUUUGACGAGGCCGUACAGGUGGUUAGGAGCAGGGGCCCAGGGGCCCUCUUAGCGAAAUGCGAUAUUGAGUCCGCUUUUCGCCUGUUGCCAGUGCAUCCGGAUGACUUCGAGUUGCUGGGUUUUACUUUUGCAGGUAAUUUUUAUUUUGAUCGGGCUUUGCCUAUGGGCUGCUCGAUUUCCUGCGCGGCAUUUGAAGCAUUUAGCUCCUUCUUGGAAUGGGCAGUCGGGCCUCUCCUACACGGCUCAUUAUUUAGACGAUUUUCUUUUUGUAGGCAGAGGGAAUUCUGGGGAGUGUCACCAUUUACUGCGCUCCUUCAUGGAGCUGACGGACCAGCUGGGUGUGCCCUUAGCACAGGACAAGACGGAAGGGCCGGUCACAUGCCUUUCCUUUUUAGGAAUUGAGCUGGACACCAUUGCUGGUUGCUCCAGGCUGCCUCAGGCCAAGCUGUUUGUCCUCUUGGACAUGGUUCGGUCCCUGGGUCGAGCCCGUAAGGUCUCCCUGAGGGAGCUGCAAGUGGUUUUAGGUCACCUCAACUUUGCUUGCAAGGUGGUGGCUCCGGGCCGGGCCUUUUUGCGCCGGCUGUGUGACUUGACGGUGGGUGUUCGGGCUCCCCAUCAUAGAGUGCGGAUUACGGAGGGCGUUCGUGCUGACCUUGCCCUCUGGGAAGCAUUUCUUACUGACUUCAAUGGGGUCGCGUUUUGGCGACAGGAUAGACUACUUGAAACCGACCUACAGGUCCACUCUGAUGCGGCAGGUGGAAUUGGGUUCGGGGUUUGUUUUAGGGGACGUUGGUGUUCCGCUAGGUGGCCUAUGGAAUGGGUUAGGCGUGGGAUUGCUCGUGAUUUGACCUUUUUAGAACUUUUCCCAAUUGUGGUGGCCGUGCAUAUUUGGUCAGCUGAGUUUGCCAAUUCUUCAGUUUUGUUCUGGUGUGACAACCUGGCGGUGGUCCAGAUUGUCAAUACCCAGACCUCCCAGUCACCGAGGGUCAUGGGCUUAGUUAGGGCUUUGGUUUUACAGUGUCUGCGGGCUAACAUCCUUUUUCGCUCCCGCCAUGUCCCGGGUAUACGGAACGACAUAGCUGACGCUCUGUCUCGUUUUCAGUUAAACAGGUUCAGAGAGUUAGCACCCGAGGCUGCCCUACUCCCGGAACCCAUGCCGGCCUUUCUUUGGGAACUUGGCGGGCGGAAGCACAGCAGGCCAUAGCGGCAUCUCUGGCGCCUAGCACCAGAGCGAGCUACGCAGCCAAGCUGGAGGCUUUCUCACUUUUUCGGGAGUCUGAAGGUUUGGUGGAUGUUUGGCCUGUCCCUGUAGAACACAUCCAGCAGUUUCUGGUUUUCCUUCAUAGGGCGGGGCGUGCGGUGUCCACCCUGGGGGGCUAUUUAGCCGCGCUAGCCUUUGAAGCCCAGGUUCGGGGGGUUGGUGACUCAUCCGCCGACCCUCGGGUGCGGCGUAUGUUAGAGGGUUGGACCAGGGCGGAACCCAGGCCCAGGGAUUCCAGGCGCCCUUUUACUUUGGAUCUGGUGGCUCCCACAUUGGACCGCCUGGUGGGGUGCUGCUCGGGGCCAUGGGAGGUGUCGUUGUUUAGGGCUGCGGUCUUAGUUGCCUUCUUUGGGGCCUUUCGCCCAAGCGAGCUGCUCCCUCGCAGUGGGUCCUCCCCCCGGGACCGCUGCUUGCAAUAUUCCGAUUUAACAUUCGGUGAAGGGGAAGCCCGCUUGUUCCUUCGUCGCUCUAAGACGGAUCAGAGGGGCAGGGGCCAGACAGUUCGCCUUGUAGCGGCCAGGGAGGUGAGUGUGUGCCCCGUAGCGGCCUUGAGGCAUUACGUUGGAUUAGCCCCUUUUGCAGGGAGCUGUCUUUUUAGUCAUAGUGAUCAGACUCCUCUUACGCAGUAUCAGUUUCUGGCGGUUUUGAGGAGGGCUCUGAGGGCUGCGGGGGUUCCCCUCCAGGGAUUGACGUUGCAUUCAUUUCGUAUCGGUGCAGCCACCACCGCUACGAAUAUUGGGCUGCAUGAGUCUGCCGUCCAGAGGAUUGGAAGAUGGAGGUCCGUGGCGGUCAGGCGUUACGUGCGCUGACAGCGGGCGGUUGUUUUAUGUACUGUUGACUUGUUAUAUUUUUCUUGACAGGUGCUGGUGGGGCGGCGGUCCCGGUCCGAGUCCUGAUGUGUGGCCAUUCCUUGGUCUUUUGGGCUUUCAAGCGGGCCAGCACCUCCCGCUGGGGAUCCCAGCUGGGUUUUGGACGCAAAGCUUCAAUUUACUGGUUGGGCAUGAGGGGCAUGCUCUGGAAUCAGUUGCUUCCAGCGUUAAGGGAUCAUUUAGACAGGUUUCCUUCUCCUGACAUUCUUGUUCUUCAUCUUGGGGAGAAUGAUCUGGGCCGGCGGCCUGGUCUCGCCAUCUUUCAGCAAGCCUCAUCGGAUUUGGCUAUUUUGCGCAGGUGGAUGCCUGGUGUAUACGUGAUUUGGAUUAAUUGGCUCCAACGCAGAGUUUGGCGUGGUGCUCGCUCUGGUCUUAGUCUAGAGCGGGCACGCAGAAAAAUUUCAGCUGCAAUAGGCAGACUGGUGAUGGCAGCCGGGGGGUCGGUGGUUCGGCAGCCGGAUUUGGCUGCUCGCUUCCCCGAGCUCUUUCGCCCUGACGGGGUGCAUCUUUCCGAAAACGGUUGUGAUUUAUAUUUACACAAUAUCCGUGAGGCUCUUGCUGAAAGUUUAGGCAAAUAUGGGGCAGGAAGGUCAAGCGAUGGCUAACCUUCCUGGGUGGCAGGAACAGUGCGGGCUGUGGGGUAAGGAGGUAUAGAUUUAGGUGAGCACCCUUGGGCAUUUUUUAGGUGGAUUGGUCAAUCGCUUCCUUGUGGCCUGUGCGGCACGGGAAGACUUUGAUUGCCAAGAAACCUGCUUCAGGGCUUCACCAACCUUUGGGCUGUGCGGUCCGGGGCGGUCAAGAUCCGAAGCUGUUCAGAUCCCCUCUUUAAAAGGGGGGGUUGGCUUUGAAGGAAUUGGGCAGGAGCUGCCUGCCUCUUUCCUGAGCCAGGGUGUGUCGCCCUUGCGGGCAAUGGGUAGGACGUUUUGAAUCCUAGCCCAUGCCUAGGUGCCCGCACUGUUUAAGUUGGUGAUUAAUCACCUUGUUUCAGGCCGCCAUGCCUGUUGUUGUUAAAUAUUAAUAAAGCGUGGCCCGUUUCUCCCAUUAAAAAAUGUCUCUGUGUCUUCUUGGGCCGGGGUCUGGGUACAAUCCCCCUCCCCUUGCCUCGUGCAGGUGGGAGGGUGCUUGUCCCAGCCCGGGUCACGAGGCCCAAGGAGCAGCCUUCAUUGGCUGGCUGGCCCGUGGUGGGCGGGGCUCCGUGAGAGGCUGAGCGUUUCUUCGCUUCAGCCUCUCAGUCGCUUUCUGGCUUCCCCCUCCCUCCCUCCCUGAUGCAGAGCAGGUCUAGCGACUGGUCGCCUUUGGGGCCGAGUAGGAAUUUUUUGCUCUCAACUUAUUGGCUGUGGUUGGGAGUUUUUUCGCCUACUCCGUUCUGUAGUCAGUUGACAGUUAGGUUUUAGGUUGGCCACGUUGGCAGGAACAGUGCGGGCUGUGGGGUAAGGAGGUAUAGAUUUAGGUGAGCACCCUUGGGCAUUUUUUAGGUGGAUUGGUCAAUCGCUUCCUUGUGGCCUGUGCGGCACGGGAAGACUUUGAUUGCCAAGAAACCUGCUUCAGGGCUUCACCAACCUUUGGGCUGUGCGGUCCGGGGCGGUCAAGAUCCGAAGCUGUUCAGAUCCCCUCUUUAAAAGGGGGGGUUGGCUUUGAAGGAAUUGGGCAGGAGCUGCCUGCCUCUUUCCUGAGCCAGGGUGUGUCGCCCUUGCGGGCAAUGGGUAGGACGUUUUGAAUCCUAGCCCAUGCCUAGGUGCCCGCACUGUUUAAGUUGGUGAUUAAUCACCUUGUUUCAGGCCGCCAUGCCUGUUGUUGUUAAAUAUUAAUAAAGCGUGGCCCGUUUCUCCCAUUAAAAAAUGUCUCUGUGUCUUC
Molecule: messenger RNA, 5965 nt
Organism: Hemicordylus capensis (graceful crag lizard)
Lineage: Eukaryota; Metazoa; Chordata; Lepidosauria; Squamata; Cordylidae
Product: formin-F-like
Exons: 4
Coding region: 334-1599 (421 amino acids)
Source: RefSeq, a predicted model, not a curated record